Mycena citricolor is the source of this 881-nucleotide messenger RNA. NCBI's taxonomy places the organism in Eukaryota, Fungi, Basidiomycota, Agaricomycetes, Agaricales, Mycenaceae. The record is from the annotation of a GenBank genome assembly.
UUGUGCGUUGGAUUUUAUACGAUUCGAAGCGCACGGACCAGAAGUUUUGCACGUGAAUAUCACGUGUUCUACACUCUGCGGUCCCAUGCACGACCCUCAUCAGUGCCGCCGGAGCUCAGGUGCUCAGGAAGACGUGCUGUGUUUGCACGUGGACGAACCCCCAAGCAGCUUGCCAAGAUCCCAUGGGCUUUGUUCUUAGCCGUCUUUCGGAAGGCGCCUUGUAGCCGGUUCCGGCAGCGCCUUCGACCACUCUUCGAGGGCUCCCUGGCCCUUGGGUGACUCAGCUGAAUUCACAAGAAGCUGGAUUAAUAAGGCUCUCGGAGUCCCUGUACGCGCAAGCCAGUUGCCGAGGAUAAUCUCUGUUCCAUCUGUGUAUCGAUGAUCGUUUGACGUCACUUCCGAGACUCCGGACUGAGAGGUAGGGCCCGCGAUAUAAGAGGGGGGCGUCUCCUGCGUUUGCUUUUCAUACUCGCAUCCCACUCUGCAUUACUGCCAAUGUCUUUCUGGACGUCUCCUCCUCAGCCUGCCACCAAGCUCGGUGUCUACCGCACUCUCUCUGCGAAAGCUGGCGUGCAUGUCUCGCCCCUGCAGCUCGGCGCGAUGAGCGUUGGCGACCAGUGGGAUAAGCUGGGCAUGGGCUCCAUGGACAAGGAAUCCAGUUUCAAGCUCCUCGACGCGUAUUUCGACGCCGGCGGAAACUUCAUUGACACCGCGAACAACUAUCAGGACGAGACUUCCGAGAUGUUCAUCGGCGAAUGGGCUGAGAAGCGCGACAUCCGGGACCAGCUGGUCAUCGCUACCAAGUACACGAGCGGAUUCAAAGCACGCCAGGACAAGUACGCGCAAAAGGUCAACUAUGUCGGCAACAACAUCAAGUCCAU